UAACAAUAGGACCGUUCGAUUGACGCAAGUGCUGCGCAAGAGUUGACAGUGAGAGGUUCCCAGUUCCCAGUGUUCGACAUGACGGAUAUCUAGACAAAACAUGUCGACGCCAUUAUUAAGACAGUCAUGGACGAUGUCAGCGGUGCUGAUCAACAUGUUCGGCCAGGGUCUGGUGCUGAGCUUCCCGUCCAGCCUGCUGCCGGCUCUCCAACACCCUGACUCCCCCAUCAGGGUUGACCUGGACACAGCCUCGUGGCUAGGGUCUAUCGCGGGCGUCGCUGGAAUCCCAGGAUUCCUUACAUCCUCAUUUCUCAUGGACCUCUACGGAAGGAAACUGACUCACUUCCUGGUGAUCUUGCCCGCUGUGGUGGGCUGGCUCAUGAUCCACUUCGCCAAUAACGUCACAUGUCUCAUGAUUGGCAGAUUCCUAUGUGGACUAUCUGGUUCAGCCACCGUCUCCUUGGGAGCCAUAGUUAUCGGAGAAUAUACCAGCCCUAAAUACAGAGGGGUGUUUCUUUACUUGAAAAAUGCUGCAGUUUGCUUGGGAGCUUUGUUUAUGCAUAUUAUAACCGGAUUUCUACAUUGGAGGACUAUAUCAUUAGUAGCUGUAAUACCAUUCCUAAUAGCCUUAUUUAUCGUGUAUACAUGGCCCGAGAGUCCCGCAUGGCUGGUGAAGAAACAGCAGUACGAUAAGAGUGAGAAAGCCUUCUACUGGCUUCGAGGAAAAACUGAAGAAUCGUGCAGAGAAAUAAAAGACACCAUCAGAGCUCAAAAGGAACGUCUAUCAAAACCAAAAUUGCAGCAAACUUACGUUGAGAAAACGAUGAACUUCUUUAAGAAAUUCACUCAGAAGGACUUUAUCAAACCGUUCAUAAUUAUCAUGCUUGCCUGUUUAGUACUCGAAAUGAGUUUGAGACAUGUUUUCCCAGCGUAUCUGCUCCAUAUUAUGUCUAAAAUUACGGGAGAGACUUCACAAUCAUUCUACUACACCCUGGGCUCAGAUAUCAUCAUCACGGGGAGUGCAGUGUUCGCAUCAGCUCUAGUGAAGAUUAUGAAUAGACGAACACUUCUAUUCUCCACCGGCUUCGCUGCUUUUGGAGUUCUGAUGGCAGUUUCCACGUACCUCUUCUUAGAAGACAAAGGCAUUAUUCCCGGAGACCGGCAAUGGAUACCAUUAUCAAUGCUAGUGUUCUACUUCAUGUUUGCAAAUUUGGGUUGUGCACCAAUACCCAUAGCUUUAGUUGGAGAAAUUUUUCCUUUAGCUCAUAGAGGAACAGGUCUAGCCUUAUCAGGAGUCUGGAUAGCAAUAUGCUUGAUGGCAGGAUUGCAAUCAACUCCACAUUUGAUAGACAGCAUCAAAGUAUACGGUUUCUUUGCUGUUUAUGGCAUAAUUAUGGGAAUCUCGCUUUUAAUGCUGUACUUUAUUCUGCCAGAAACCAAGGAUAGGACUCUGCAGGAAAUUGAGAAUUAUUUCAACUACGGAAGGUUCCAGAAUGUUGAUGAUGAGGAGGCGAAUACCAAGAUGAUAGAAUAUGGACGAACAGAAGAAUCAGUGGAUUUCAAUCAUAGUGAAUGUAUCACUACUCCAAAGAUAACUAAUAGUUUGUCAAUAAAUAAAUGAAUAACUUUUAUUUAAAAAUAAUUGUAUGAUGAUGAUGGAGCGUUGUUUAGUUAAUAUUUAUUAACUAAGUAUAAAAUAUGUGUUGUUAUUUAAUUAUUUUUAAAAUAAAUAUUUUCUGUACCAUGUA
Molecule: messenger RNA, 1748 nt
Organism: Helicoverpa armigera (cotton bollworm)
Lineage: Eukaryota; Metazoa; Arthropoda; Insecta; Lepidoptera; Noctuidae
Product: facilitated trehalose transporter Tret1
Exons: 4
Coding region: 101-1621 (506 amino acids)
Biological process (GO): transmembrane transport
Cellular component (GO): membrane
Molecular function (GO): transmembrane transporter activity
Source: RefSeq, a predicted model, not a curated record